Aspergillus clavatus NRRL 1 is the source of this 570-nucleotide messenger RNA. Its product is annotated as putative NADH-ubiquinone oxidoreductase 21 kDa subunit. The transcript is spliced from 5 exons. The coding region runs from base 1 to 570 and encodes 189 amino acids. Lineage: Eukaryota; Fungi; Ascomycota; Eurotiomycetes; Eurotiales; Aspergillaceae. The record is from RefSeq and is a predicted model, not a curated record.
AUGGCAACCGAUCAGAAGGCAAUGCUUGUUCCGCCCAAACGGGCCAAUACCGAUUAUCCAUUAAUCGACUCUGAUCCGCAUCUGAGACGAGUCUUUGGAUAUGCCAGAUCUUCCGACUACGCAAUUGCCGGUGGUAUGGCCGCUGCCUCUCCACUUGCUUUCUGGGCUAUGGAAAGAGUUAGCCCUUCCCAUGUUGGCCGAGGAGGCUUUGCCCCCGUAAUGCGAUUAGCUACAGCAAUUGGCUUGAUUGGUGGUUUACACGUACUUUACCAGAGAUCUUGCAAUCGUUUCUAUGGGUUCACAGAAAACUCCCGAGAGGUCGAGAUGGACAUGAAGGAAAUGGUUGACAAGGUUAAGAAGGGCGAGCCCUUAUAUGGCACAUCACAAGUAUCCUCUUACCUACAAGGCGUUGCGGCUAGAAACUCGCGCUACUCUCAGCUUUUUAUCCAUGUCCUCCCCUGGUUCAACCUUGUCAAUCACAGUCAGCACGGUAUUGACACAGCUAAGUACUAUCAGCAAGCUGAGCAAGAGCUUGAGACUGAGCGGCUGGCGAAUGCCGGGUCUGCCUGA